This is a messenger RNA of Adelges cooleyi (spruce gall adelgid), 28714 nucleotides long. It is a transcript of the gene bent, whose product is annotated as twitchin. Gene Ontology annotation, biological process: protein phosphorylation. Bases 301 to 27921 code for a protein of 9206 amino acids. Gene Ontology annotation, molecular function: protein binding; protein kinase activity; ATP binding. The transcript is spliced from 162 exons. Lineage: Eukaryota; Metazoa; Arthropoda; Insecta; Hemiptera; Adelgidae. The record is from RefSeq and is a predicted model, not a curated record.
UAACAAAAAUCAGUUUUUUAAAAUUAUUCACAUGACGGCCAUUAUUAUAUCAAUUUAUUUUACUAUUUAAUCCGUUUCUAUUAAUGUUUGACAAACUCGCAGUAUAAAUAUUACACGUUAACAGUCAGUGAUAUCUGUUUGGAUAAAUUAUAUGAAAUGCCACAAGGAAUGUUAUUAUGUAGGAAUCUUCACAAAGGACCGAGCAUGAAUUUCACGUGUUAAACGAAAUUCACCCAAAUACCUCUUCUUCUCUGCGGUAAUAAUAGGAUAGAAUUGUAUUACCAAUAACGAGCGGCGGCCAUGGGCGUUGCCGAAGAUUUUGCCCCGAGUUUCACGCAGAAACCGCAGCUGCGACAGGAAGACGAGGGCAACCGAUUGAUAUUCGAGUGCCGACUGCUAGGAUGUCCCAAACCGGAAAUAUCGUGGUUCCGAGGGGAAACCCAGCUGGCCGAAGACCACAGGACAGUAAUGAAAAUCCAGGCGGUGGCCACCAACACUUAUGUGGUCAUCCUGGAACUGGACGACGUGGUCGAAAUGGAUGCCGGCUUAUACAAGGUUAAGGCCAAAAAUAAGAUGGGCGAGGUGGCGGCUUCGAUUAAUUUGAAUUUCAGCCCUUCUGAUGAACCACAUGAUAAACAAAUUGACGGUUUAGCACCGACGUUUUCUAAAAAACCGUCCAUCAGACAAGAAGACGAAGGCAAGAGGCUUUUAUUCGAGUGCACUAUACAGUCUGAUCCGCGACCUACAAUAUCGUGGAUUCAUGGCGGAAAACCAGUGAUCGAUUCGCCUAGACACAAGCAAUAUGUAGAUAAAGAUGGACAUUCCUAUUUAGCAACUCUAGAAAUAAGAAACGUCACUGUCGAGGAUGCCGGCAAGUAUAAAGUCACGGCAAAAAACGAAUUGGGCGAGAGCAACGCAACUAUCAGUCUCAAUUUUGACAGUGACGAAGCCCCUGUACCUGAAGAUGGGAUUAAACCCACGUUUACCGAAAGGCCCAUAAUUACACAGACUGAAGAUAGUAAUAAUGUUAUAAUAGAAUGUCGUUUGGUGGGAGACCCUAAGCCGACAGUCCAGUGGUACCACGGUAAAAAACCGAUAUCGGGUAGUAAGUAUUCCUCGUCACUGGAUAUAGACCAAAAACUGUACUAUCUGGCCAGGCUACAGAUAAAAAACACCGAGGUGGCCGACGGUGGAGAGUACAAAGCCGAAGCAAACAAUAAGCACGGAAAGUGCGUUGCUGCAGUCAUAUUGAACUUACACGACGAAACGGGCCAGCUCAAAAUACCGGAAGAAAAGCAACCGAGAUUCCCGAAGAAACCUGUAAUACACCAAGAAGGCGAUGUUCUGGUUAUGGAAUGCGAACUCGAAGCCAACCCUAUUCCUGAAAUCAACUGGUAUCAAGCGUCCAAACUUUUAUUGGAUACCGGACGCAUUAAAAUGUCGAAAAAGACUAUCGGCAAAGACGUAUACUUACUUAGAUUAGAAAUAACCAAUCCUACCAAAGAGGAUGGUGGAAAUUACCGCUGUAACGCUUGCAACGUAUACGGCGAAAGCAAUGCAAACAUAUCAUUAAACUUCCAAGGUGGUGAUGCUGGUUCUGGGAUGGCGCCAUCGUUUAUCGAGAAACCUAGAAUUAUUCCCAACGAGUCCGGUACACUGAUCACGCUCAGAUGCAAGUGCCAGGCGAAUCCUAAACCAGAAGUAACGUGGUACAAAGGCACAAAAGUGGUAACGGAGACGUCCAAAAUCACAAUGAAAGUAAACGGAGAAGACAACACAUACGAAGUGCUUUUGCUCAUACAGGACCCGAUUGGCCCUGAUAGCGGUACCUACAGGUGUCAUGUUCAAAACGAACACGGCGAGAGCAACGCCAACUUAAACUUGAACAUCGAAACCGAACCGGAACAGGAGGGCGAUCCUCCUACAUUCUUGGUGAAACCAAGGAUUCAGUCAAAGGAGAACGGUAAACUUAUCGUAAUGGAUUGCACGGUGAAGGCUAAUCCCAAACCUGAAGUUGUAUGGUACCACGACGGAAAGGUACUCAGCCAGACCUCAAAGAUUUCUUGGAGAGUCGAGGAUAGAGCGGAUUCGUAUUACAUUUGUUUAGAGUUAAAGAACCCGGGUAAAGAGGAUACUGGUUUAUACAAGUGUAGUAUAAAAAACGGGAAUGGUGAACUGAAUGCGAAUUUAACACUCAAUAUUGAAAUAAUACCUGUGAUCAAAGAAGUCCCACGUGUUGUCACAAUAUCAAGAACCAAAAACGUUGUCAUUGAGUGUCGCAUCCAGUCCAUUUUCGAGCCCCAAUGCACUUGGAAGAAAGACAACACCGUGAUCAGAGACAACGUUUCAAGGCAAACGAUAAUCGAACGUGUUAAGGACGGAGAGUACGUGGUCAAAUUGGAAGUGAAAAACGCUUCUACCACCGACAAAGGUGUAUACAAUUUGAUCGCUAAAAACGAGAAGGGCGAGGCAGUAUCCACGCCUAUCGAAGUCAAAGAAGUCGCUGAAGACAAAGAAGAAAAACCGACUAUUGGUCAAAAACUCCAGCCCAUUACUGCUGUAUUAGGAGAUAGAAUUGAAUUCGUUUCCACAUUAACGAAAAUUGACAAAAAGGUCACUGUCACGUGGUACAAAAAUUCGGUCGUAGUCAGAGAAUCAACGGAUACAGUUAUUAGCUUUGAUGGCAAACGAGCGAGCUUGGUAAUUACCAACACGAAAUUAUCACAUAGUGGCAGGUACAAAAUUUUAUUCAGAAACUAUCUGGGAAGUGAUGAAUCGUAUGCUGAACUUGAUGUCUCAGAAAAAAUGGAAGUGGACAAAGAAGAAGAAGAAGAGAAAGAAGAAACCAAAGAAAAGACUAUCAAGCGAAAAUCUUCUAUCGCGGCAUCUAAGAAAACGUUGGAGACUGAAGAGAGUGAAGAUGCACCACCAGAAGAGAAACGUAGAGCUUCUAUAUUAAAGAAAAUUAAUGAGACUUCUUCGACAACAGAAGUAACGGAGACAAGAAGACGCUCUUCGAUUUUAAAGAAAAUGGAAAAAAAGGAAAGUGAAACCUCUAUUACGGAAGACACUGAGAACAAACUUCAAGAAAGACGUCGGUCGUCAGUGUUAAAAAAAUCGGUUAAAGAUAAAUCGGAGAAUAAAACAGGCGAAAAGAAGAAAAUAUUAAAAAAAAAAACUGACGACGAUAGUAUUGCUUCACCCGAAAAAGAAAUACAAAUAGGAUCACGUCGCUCAUCUGUUUUAAAAAAAACAACCGAUGGCGAAACGGUCGAACCAGUUGAAGAAGAACAGACAUCAGGUCAUCGUCGGACCUCAGUUUUAAAAAAAACUUCUAAAGAAAAUACUAUUAAUAACCACGACGAAGUUAUGGAAGUAGACGAUGAUGAUGAUAACAGUUCCUCCUCUCCCGAAUCGAGUAUUAACGAAACUCCGUUGAGGAGAAGAAACUCUUCGAUGAAAACGACCUCCGAAACUAUUGAAACGUUUGAAACUAACAAGUCAGAUAUUAAGAGACAACCGUCGGUAAAAAAACCCAGUGAUAUACUUGGCUCAGUCGAUGACGAAAAUCAAGAAGUUAAACGCCGAACAUCGAUCAAAAAAACCAGCGACACGUUUGGAACGGUUGAGGACGAAAAGCUCGAGGUUAGACGACGAUCAUCUGUGAAGAAAACCGCUGAUGCACUAGAUAAUAUAGAAGACGAGGCGGUAGAAACUAGGCGACGUCCAUCGGUAAAAAAACCUAGUGAUACCCUAAAAUCUGUCGACGAGGAUAAACCCAAUACUAAACAGCUGUCGUCAAAAACUACUGACACCUUAGACACCACAGAAGACGAUGUACCGGAAACUAAGAGACGACUAUCGGUAAAGAGACCUAGUGAUACUCUGGGACUGGUUGGCGAUAAGGAACCUGAAGUAAGAAGGCGAACUUCAGUAAAAACAACCAGUGAAACACUGAAAUCAAAUGAUGAAGAAUUAGCAGAGACUAAGAGACGUGCUUCAGUUCAAAAACCUACUGAUACCCUUGAAUCGGUCGACGAGGAAUCAUUUGUAAGACGACGAACAUCAGUAAAAAAACCCAGUGAUAUACUGGAACCGGUCGAUGAUGAGAAACCUGAUGUUAACCGUCGAACAUCAGUAAAGACAUCUCGUGAAACUUCAGAGACAUUGAAAGACAAAUCUCCGGAAACUACGAGACGUCCGUCGGUUAAAAAACCUAGCGAUACACUGGAGCCGGUUGAUGAUGAUAAACCAGAUGUGAAACGAGGAUCAUUGGAACACCAAAGGCGUUGGUCGAAUGCAAAACCCAGCGAUACUCUGGGACCAGUUGGCGAUGAGAAACGACGAGCUUCAGUAAAAACGACCAGUGACACAUUAGGAAAGGUCGAUGACGAUACACUAGAAUCUAAGAGACGUCCGUCAUUUAUAAAACCCAACGAUGACGUAAGAUCGGUCGGAGACGAAACACCGGAUAUAAAACGACGUUCAUUGAUAAAAAAAAAUACUGAUACAGUAGAAACAGUCGGAGCUGACCAAACAUACCUGACGACGUCGCCAUCGGUUAAAAAACCUACCGACUCCCUAGAACCGGCCGUUAGCGAUAAGCCAGAAGUUAAUCGACGACAAUCUGUUAAAGAAUCCAGUGACAUUCUGGAAAAUAUUGACACUGAUAAAACCGAUAGUAGGCGAAGAUCAUCUGUAAGAAAGGCCAGUGAUGCAACACUAGGGUCUGCUGACGAUGAAAGACCAGCAAACAAAAAACAGCCAUUAGUCAAAAAUGCCAAAAAUGAAAUACUAAUACCACACAGAGACAUGGUAAAACUUCGGCCGGUUUUAAGAAAACAACCUGAAGCUAAGCCAGUAGAGAUUGUUGAAAUCGGCGGACCUCGACGUUUGUCUGUCUUAAAUAAAUCAACCGCAGAAAACAAAACUUUAAAAACAGAUGAGAAGAAUGUUGAGGCAAAAAGACCUUCUAUUAAAAAGAAAGUACCGACACCAAAAGAAAAUGUUGAACCUGUUCAACCAGAGAAGAAAAUGCGUCCGUCAAUAACAAAUGGAACAAGGUUGACAACUCCGCAGGAUUCGUUCGACGAUACAAAAUCUAUCGACGACCGAACGCCGGAGGUGAGUGUCGCCGACUAUUCCGUUAUGUCUGAAGAUGAAAGUUCAAUUCAAGAACAGCCGAGCAUCACUUUUGAUGCUCCGGACGACAAACCGAAAACUAGACACGGUCGUGUACCGGAAAUCAAGGCGCCGGAAGCGCCUAAGAUUGAAGUGAUUCGAGACAAAUCGCCAGGCGAUUCCCGAAAGAGUUCUUUGGGACUCUCUGGAUCGACGAGUGGUCGUCGUGGAUCUCUGAUUCCUCCACCUGAGGACAAGGGACGUCGUCCCAGUUUGAUUAUCAGCGACGAAGAAAAUAGAAAAUUACGGCCCGGAGAGGUCCUGGAAGAAAAAAAGGUUGGAAAAUUGCGGCCGGGUCAGGUUAUUGAUGAAAAGCGUCGUCGACCUAGCACGGAAAUGCGACGUCCUAGCAUUGCGGAGCUCGAAGAAAAAAUCGACAAACCUUCGACUCCUCUAAAGGACGUGGGCCCCGUUGGACCGCCAAUGAUUGUGGACGUCGCCGAAAGCUACUCGGCCAUAGAAGAUCAGACCGGCUACAUAACCGUGCAGGUGGAAGGCACGCCAGCGCCUACGUUUAAGUUCUACAAAGGCAUUACCGAAAUCAUAGAAGGGGGACGGUUCAAGUUCCUCACUGACGGCGAAACCAACACGAUUACCCUUUGCAUGCGCAAAGUCAAGCCAAACGACGAAGGAAAGUACACGGUGACCGUGACCAACAAGCACGGUUCCGAUACGGCCGAAAUGCAAUUAUACGUUUCAGACGCCAGCGGUAUGGACUUCAGGGCCAUGUUGAAGAAAAGAAAGUACGCCAAAUGGGACAGAGAAAAGGGAGAUCCUGAUUGGGGCGAACUCAAGGAAACGGAAAUACCAGUGCCGGCAUUAAAGAAAGUAGAACGGAAACAAGAAUCGUUCUUGAAGCCGCUGGUCGACCAGUACGCUAAAGAAGGCAAAGACAAAAAAGUGGUUUUCGAAGCCGUGUUCUCAAAACCUAAUUCGAAACCUAGAUGGUUUAUACGCAAAGACGAAAUAUUUAUUGGAUCUAAGUACAAGUUCAAAAACGAAGGGGAUGUGUACCAAAUGAUUAUAACGGGACCCAAAGUAGAUGAUACUGGAAAAUAUACAAUUGAAAUAGGCGGAAUAAGUUCUACCGCUUAUCUCAACGUUGAAGAACCGGACCCGGUUUACACGUUUAUCCGGCCAUUGAAUUCGACAACCGACGGUUACACUAGACACGAGACCAAUAUGGAAUGUACGGUAAGCAGCAGUAUGGCCAUUGUCGGAUGGUACAAAGAAAAAUUGAAACUGACCGAAGGCGAAAAGUACAGUAUUUCGAAGGACAUGAGUGGCAAUUGCCGCUUAACAAUAAAGAACUGCGAACUCACCGACAGCGGCAAAUAUUAUUGUCGCAUAGAAAAACAAGACGACAAGACUUCUACUACAGCCAAAAUCGUCGAUUAUCCAUAUAAAUUCGUCAAAGUGUUGAAACACCAGCAAGUAACGGAGAAGGAUGCUGUGACGUUGAUUUGUGAGCUAGACGAUGCGCUUGGAGACGUUAAAUGGUCCAAGAACGGACAAGAUCUUAAAGCAGACAAAAGGGUCCGCAUAGUAAAAGAAGGUAGAAAGAGAAAAUUAGUAAUCAACGAGGCAAAAAUCACAGAUGCAGGCUUGUACGCAUGCACAUCCAACGCCGACAGAACCGAAGCCGAACUCGUUGUUAAAUACCAAAACAAAUUCAACAAAAAACUCAAAGAUACGACAGGCAUUGAGCGGGAGAAAUGUAUCUUCGAAGUCGAACUUCAAGAUCAGACGGCUCCAGCCGAAUGGUUCUUUGAUGAUAAACCCAUUGUGCCAUCGGAUAGAAUCGAAAUAAAAAAUCUAGGCGGUGGAAAACAUCAGCUAAUAUUCAACAAGUUGGAGAUGAAAGACGCCGGUGAGAUAAUGUGCAAAUCCAACGACCUGACAUCCAUAUGUUUGUUAGAUGUGAAAAAGGGCGAAGAGAAGCCUGUAAUAUCGUUUGACGAAAAUAUAGAAGGACCCGUGACGCGUCCGUUAACCUUCGAGGUUCCUUACAAAGUAAACGGUACAAGACAAUCGACUAUAGAUGCAAAACUCUUAAAGGACGGCAAACCGUUGUCACCUAAAGACGUGGAGAUCAUCGUGCAUGACGAUAAAAUUAUUUAUAACAUUAAAAAACCCGCUCACGAGCUCUCUGGAAAAUAUCAGAUAAAACUCAAAAACGACCAAGGAGAAGAUGUCAAAGAUGUUAAUAUUAACAUGCAAGACGUUCCCUCACCACCAUUGAACUUGGAAGUAUCUGAUAUUAUGAAAAACAGCUGUAAACUCAAAUGGCAGCCAGCUGCGGACAACGGCGGUUCUCCUAUUGUGCAUUACCUAGUCGAAAGACAGGACUUAUCUGUUAAAGGCGGAUGGCACAACGUUGCUGAAGUUAAAGCUGACUCACCGCUCACAUUAGACGUAACUGACUUAACAGCGAAAAAAGAAUACAAAUUCCGCGUAAGAGCCGUUUCGAAAAUUGGUGCUUCCGAACCAACACCGUUGGCCAAAUCCAUUUUGGCUAAAGACCCAUGGGACGAACCCAGCAAACCGAAUAACGUUGAAGUCGUUGACUGGGAUAAAGACCAUGCGGAUUUAACUUGGACGAAACCGGAGAACGAUGGAGGUGCUCCCAUAACGGGAUACAUUAUAGAAUACAAAGAAAAAUUCGGAAAAGAUUGGGUUAAAAGCAAAGUCUACGAAGGUGAUAUAACAUCGGCCACGAUUGAAGGCUUAAAGGAAAAUACCCAGUAUGAAUUCCGAGUCAGAGCCAUCAACAAAGCGGGUCCAGGUGAACCUAGUAUUGCUACGAAGCCUAUUAUCGCCAAAUCGCGUUUCGUUAAACCGUGGAUUAUUGGUGACGACUUGAAAAACAUAAUCGUCAAAAAGGGACAAGUGAUCAAAUACGAUAUCAAAUAUGGAGGUGAACCUGAACCAGAAGUAAUUUGGCAAAUAGGUGAAAACCAAAUCAAGCACGACGGUGACAGAAUAACGAUCGACAAAUAUGAACGCAAUACUUUAUUGACGGUCCGAAGGGCAGUGAGAGCCGAUAGCGGAAAAUACAAGUUGAUACUGAAAAACAGUUCUGGUACAGCCGAACGGACUGCCGAAGUCAUUGUUUUAGACAAGCCUUUGAGACCCAAGGGUCCAUUGAAAGUCGAAGAAGUUAGGGCUGACCACGUUACCGUGUCAUGGCAAAAGCCAUCAGACAACGGGGGUUCAGAGAUAACAGGUUACAUCAUCGAAAAAAUGGACAUAGAGACCGGUCGAUGGGUGAACGCAGGAGAGUCUGGUCCAGAUAAAGUAGAAUUUAAGGUUACCAAUUUGACUCCAAAAAAGAAGUACAAGAUCAGAGUAAAGGCGGUAAACAAAGAAGGAGAAUCCGAACCUCUCGAGACCUCUGAGGAUAUUGUUGCAAAGAAUCCAUAUGAUGAACCCGGUGAGCCCGGAAAACCAGAAAUAAUCGAUUACGACAACAAGAGCGUAACGCUCAAGUGGAAGAAACCGGAAUCGGACGGUGGUCGACCGAUCACACACUAUGUGGUCGAAAUGAAAGACAAAUUUUCGACGGACUGGAGCGAAGUGACUAAAACGGCAGACGGCACUCCGGAAGUGAAAAUCGAAGGACUUAAAGAAAAAAUGGUGUAUCAGUUCCGCGUAAAAGCGGUAAACAAGGCGGGUCCAGGAUCUCCCAGCAAGCCGACCGAGCCACACGUGUGCAAACACAGAAAUCUAAAACCGAGAAUCGACCGAGAAGGUAUGAAAAACAUCACGAUCAAGGCGGGCAGAAAUCAAAAGUGGGUAGUAGACGUAUCUGGAGAGCCGACGCCCACUCUGACGUGGCGACUGAAAGACGAAACAGUCGUCAACAACGAGAGGGUCAAGAUCGAAAAUGUCGACCACCAGACAACGCUGACAAUAACCGGUGCCUUGCGCAAGGACACGGGUGUAUACACUUUAAUAGCCGAGAACGCGUCGGGCAAAGACGAGGCAACUCUUGAAUUUACGGUGCUGAGCAAGCCUGGUGCACCGAAGGGGCCGCUAGAAGUAACGGAGAUAACCAAAAAGAGUUGUAAAGUCAAGUGGAAGAAACCGGAAGACGACGGCGGAUGCCCUAUCACCGAAUACGAAGUGGAGAAAAUGGACACGACAACUGGCAAAUGGGUGCGAGUGGCCAAGGUGCCGGCUAAGGACAGUGUUAAAGAACCCGAAUGUGACGUGACCAAUUUAGAACCAGGAAAGGAGUACAAAUUCCGAGUGACGGCCGUCAACAAAGAAGGAGAUUCGGAGCCCUUGACCACGACAAAGACCAUAAUAGCUAAAAAUCCAUUUGACGAACCGUCGAAGCCUGGAACACCAGAUAUCGUUGAUUACGACAACCAAAGUGUAACACUUAAAUGGACUGCUCCUGAAAAGGACGGCGGUGCUCCCAUUGAGAAAUAUAUAAUUGAAAAAAAAGACAGGUUCAAACAAGAUUGGGAACCCGCAUUAGAAGUGCCGGCUACUGAGUUAAAAGCUAAGGUGCCGGAUCUAAAAGAAAAAUCAGAACUUCAAUUCCGAAUUGUAGCCGUUAACAAAGCGGGACCAUCGCCCGCAUCAGAACCGACGAAACUACAUAUCGUUAAACACAAAUCAUUGAAACCUAGAAUUGAUCGAACAAAUUUGAAAAACGUUGUGGUAAGAGGUGGAAAGACAGUUAAGUAUGACGUCAACAUAAAAGGCGAACCCGCUCCAACAGUCAAAUGGGAGCUGAUUAACAAAGAGACUGAACAAGUUUUAAAGGCUGUCGUAUCAGAAAGAAACGUGCAGAUCGUGAACGUUCCGUACAAUACGAAAAUCACAUUAUCGGACACGGUCCGUAAAGACUCUGGCGUAUAUAAAAUCAUUGCCGAAAACGAUUUUGGAAAAGACGAAGCAACCGUGGAAGUUACGGUUCUUUGUCCACCGACCAGACCGGAAGGUCCGCUUAAAGUGAAAGAAGUAACAGCCAGCGGCGCUAAAGUAAAGUGGGACAAACCCAAGGACGAUGGCGGCAAACCAGUGACGGCUUACGUGGUCGAAAAAAUGGACGCACAGACAGGACGUUGGGUUCCGGUUGGCCGGGUCCAAGAACCGGAAAUGGAUAUAAAAGGUUUACAGGAAGGUCACGAAUACUCGUUCAGGGUGAAAGCCAUGAACGAGGAAGGCGAGUCUGAACCUCUGGAAACGGAAAGCACCAUUGUCGCCAAGAACCCUUACGAAAUUCCUGGCAAGCCAGGCACGCCCAAAAUUGCCGACUGGGACGUGGACAGAGUUGACCUAACAUGGACCGAACCGAAAAACGACGGUGGCGCGCCCAUUACCGGGUACGUGAUCGAGAAAAAGGACAAGUUGUCUACCGUUUGGGAUGAAAUUUUAACUACUAAAACACCAGCGUGCCAAGCAACAGUAAAAAACCUAAAAGAAGGCCACCAGUAUCAGUUCCGAGUGCGGGCAAUAAAUAAAGCUGGACCGUCAGAACCCAGCGACGCAACCAAAAUGCACACAGCCAAGGCCAAGAACUUGAAACCAUUGAUAAACCGCGAGAAAAUGCAAAAAGUCGUCGUGAGGGCUGGACAAGUAGUGAAAUUCGACGUGGACGUCCGUGGCGAACCUCCACCGACUAUGACGUGGUCAUUCGGAAACAAACCACUGACGCCAGAACGUACAGUGAAAAUAGAAAACGAAGACUAUAACACGAAAUUGGUGCUGUCCGACAACACCAGAAAGACCUCUGGAAUUUACACAUUACGGGCUGAAAACGCGUCCGGUUUCGACGAAGCCACAGUAGACGUAGUUGUUUUAGACAAGCCGUCUCCGCCGGAAGGUCCUCUUGAAGUUACUGACGUGCACAAAGAGGGCUGUAAGUUACACUGGAACAAACCAAAGGACGACGGUGGACUGCCGAUCACUGGGUAUUUAGUCGAAAAAAUGGAUACGACUACAGGCAAAUGGGUGCCGGCCGGCUUCGUGGAUCCAACAAAGACAGAACACCAAAUCAACGGUCUCGAGCCGAACAGAAAGUACAACUUCCGCGUAAAAGCAAUGAACGAAGAAGGAGAAUCGGCACCGUUGGAAACGGAUGCUACCGUACUCGCCAAAAAUCCAUACGAUGCUCCCGCAGCUCCAGGAUUACCAGAAAUCGUAGAUUAUGACGAAAAUUCAGUAGAUUUAAAAUGGGACGCACCGUUUAGAGACGGUGGAGCACCUAUAACUGGAUACAUAAUCGAAAUGAAGAGUAAAUAUGAUCCAUCUUUCGUAAAAGCUGUUGAAGUGGUUGGAAAUGUUUGCAAGGGCAAAGUCCCAAAAUUAGAACCUGGACAACAGUACCAGUUCAGAGUGCGAGCGGUUAACAAAGCCGGACCCGGUGAACCUAGUGAAGAGUCUUUGCUACACACGGCCAAAGCGAAAUUCCUAAAACCAAGAAUAGAUAGGACUAAUUUACAAAAUUUGGUUAUGAAAGUCGGACAUACAAAACUGAUCGACGUCAAUAUUAGUGGCGAACCCGUUCCAGUUGUUACUUGGACGUUUAAGGAAUCUAUUUUGUCCACCGGCAAUUCGCUGGAAAUCACCAACAUGGACUACAACACAAAGCUAAUGAUUGUUAAGGCAAAGCGCGCUCAUAGCGGCGUUUAUCUGAUCACGGCUAAAAAUUCUGUCGGCGAAGACACAGCAACAUUCGACAUAACAAUAUUAGGCAAACCGACAAAACCGGGUGGACCUCUGGAGGUAACGGACGUGACCAAGAACGGUUGCAAACUCAAAUGGAAUAAACCCGAAGACGACGGAGGAACUCCGAUCGAAUACUACGAGAUCGAGAAGUUAGAUCCACUAACUGGGCAAUGGAUACCGUGCGGUAAAUCCAGCGAACCCGAAGCCAACAUUACCGGGUUACAAGAAGGUAAACAGUACAAAUUCCGCGUACGGGCGGUCAACAAAGAAGGCGAAUCAGAUGAUCUGGAGGCCGACAAGUUCAUCGUGGCCAAGAAUCCGUUUGACGAACCGACCAAGCCAGGCAAACCAUUGCCGACUAAUUGGGAUAAAUCAUUCAUCGAUCUCGAAUGGUCUCCCCCAGAAUCUGAUGGUGGAGCACCUAUUGAGAAAUACAUUGUGGAAAUGAGAGAUAAGGAUGACAACAGAAAUUGGGUACCAGUUUUGACCGUCCCUAAUAAAACUGUUGGUCGUGUGACGGACGUUGUUGAAGGCCACGAAUAUGAAUUUAGAGUGGUGGCUGUUAAUAAAGUCGGACCCAGUCCACCAAGUGACGUUUCAAAAUCGGUCGUUGCCAAACCUCGAUUUAUGGCUCCUAAAAUCGACCGUAAGAAUUUGAAUAAGAAGGAAGUUCGUAGAGGGAAGUUCUUGAAGUUUGAGGCAGACGUUCAAGGAGAACCCGCGCCCACUAUAACUUGGGCGUUCAACGGGCAACCGAUACUAUUCAAUGAUAGACUGACCAUUGAAAGCGAAGACUACAAGACCACAUUUAUACUGCAAAAAGCUAAACGCACCGACUCGGGUAUUUACACAAUAACGGCUAAGAACGAUUCUGGUACUGACAAAGCCGAAGUCGAGAUCAUCGUUCUCACCGCUCCUAGCAAACCAAAAGGACCGCUUAAGGUAUCCGAGGUGACCGCCGACGGAUGUGAACUAAAAUGGGAGAAACCGGAAGAUGACGGUGGUGUUCCAAUUGACCAUUAUGUUGUGGAGCGAAUGGAUACUGAAACAGGCAGAUGGGUUCCGGUAUGCGUGUCUAAACUGCCUGAGGCCGAGGUGACAGGCCUACACGAGGGAAAAGAGUAUUUGUUCCGUGUUAAAGCCGUCAAUGCUGAAGGGGAUUCCGAACCAUUAGAAACCGACUUUGGAAUCGUGGCCAAGAACCCAUACAAUGAACCCGACCGUCCAGGGAAACCUUACGCCAAAGACUGGAACAAAAACAGUGUGCACUUGAAAUGGACACCGCCAGCUUCCGAAAACGGAGCACCAGUCACUUCAUAUAUAAUUGAAAAGAAAGACCAAUACAGCUCAAAAUGGCAAAAGGCUACGGAGUUGAUUGGAAACAAAUGCGAUGGCCGAGUUCCCGACUUGGCAGAAAACAUGAAAUAUACUUUCCGCGUGAUCGCCGUAAAUAAGGGUGGUAUGAGUAAACCCAGUGAGCCUAGUGAUCCAGUAGUCACUAAAGAUAGAAAUGUGCCACCUGUUAUCGAUAGAAGUACGUUAAAAAAUUUAACGUUGAAGGCUGGACAACACGUGAAAAUUGAUGUGAAAAUCAGUGGAGAACCGCCUCCAACUAAAGUGUGGUAUCAUAACAAAGCGCGCUUAGAUAGCAAAGAUAACUUUAACGUGGAAUACGAGGAUUAUCGGACUAAAGUAUCAAUAUCUGUGGCGGAUAGGUCUCACACCGGGUCGUAUGUGAUCAAAGCGGAAAACGAUUCCGGCAAAGACGAAGCCACAUUCGAUAUCACAGUGUUAGACAAACCAGGAAAACCGGAGGGACCAAUAAAAAUAUCAGAUGUGCACAAAGAAGGAUGUACGUUGAAAUGGAACCCACCGGAAGAUGAUGGCGGAGUGCCGCUCAGUCAUUACGUUGUAGAAAAAAUGGACGCCGAAACCGGUCGUUGGGUACCGGCCGGAAGAAGCAAAGAACCAAACCUAACUGUGUCAAAUUUGAUACCUGGUCAAGAGUAUACGUUCCGAGUAUCUGCGGUCAACUCCGAGGGCGAAUCUGAACCAUUAACUGCCGAUCACUCGAUUAUUGCCAAAAAUCCGUUCGACGAACCAAACGCACCCACUGCACCGAAAAUUACCGACUGGGACAAAGAUUUUGUCGACUUAGAGUGGGAACCGCCCAUCAACGACGGUGGAGCCCCCAUUACUGGUUACGUAAUCGAGAAACGAGAAAAAGGAACGUCACGCUGGAUGAAAGCAGGCGAGAACAAAGAACCUGUGACCAAAGGACGAGCCGAGGACUUGGAAGAAGGAGUAGAGUAUGAAUUUAGAGUGAGGGCAGUAAAUAAGGCCGGACAAGGAGACCCAAGUCCGCCGAGCGCAUCCAUAGUGCCCAAACCAAGAAAAUUGGCCCCAAAAAUUGAUCGUCGCAAUCUCAAAUCACUAACCAUCCGUGAAGGUGAGCCAAUAUCUUUCGAUGUAAAAGUCUCCGGAGAACCGGCGCCUGACGUUGAAUGGAGAUUCAACAACUCAAAGAUUCGUACAAACAGUAUUUACCAAAUCGAUAACGUGCCUUACAAUACCAAGUUUUAUCACGCUAAUCCCACGAGAAGCGAUACGGGAGUUUACAAGAUUAUUGCUACUAAUAAAUACGGAGAAGAUGAGGAAGAAGUGGAAGUCACUGUUCUCGCUAAGCCCAGCAAGCCCGAAGGUCCGUUAGAAGUGUCAGACGUAAAUAAAGACGGAUGCACAUUGAAGUGGAAAAAACCAAAGGACGACGGUGGAGAACCGUUGGAAGGCUACUUGGUGGAGAAAUUCGAUCCUGAGAACGGAAUAUGGUUACCAGUAGGACGCACAAAAGACCCAGAAAUGCAAGUUAAUGGUCUUAUUCCGGGACAUGAAUAUAAAUUCCGCGUCAAGGCUCUUAACGGUCAAGGCGAGUCGGAACCCCUUGAAACCUCAUCUACCAUCGUUGCCAAAGACCCGUUCACAAAUCCUGAAACACCUGGUGCUCCAGAAAUCAAUGAUUGGAGUCAAAACCACGCUGAACUAAUAUGGAAAAAACCGUUUAGCGAUGGCGGAACUCCGAUCACUCAUUAUAUAAUUGAAAAAAAAGAUAAAUACAGUCCUGUAUGGGAAAAAGCUGGAGAAACAAUCAAUGAAGAACCACGGGGAACUGUUAACGGAUUAGUCGAAGGAAACGAGUACCAGUUCCGAGUUGUUGCUGUGAACAAAGCUGGUCAAAGUGAACCGAGCAAACCAUGUGCAAACUUCAUUGCGAAACCCCGAUUCUUGGCUCCACAUAUUGAUCGACGUAACUUGCAGGAUGUAAAAAUAUCGGCAGGGUCGUCCUUAAAGUUAGAUGCAGUAAUUACUGGUGAACCGCCACCACAUGUCGACUGGAGAUGCGGAGCCAUGCCGUUAAGAUCCGAACCACACGUCCACCUAGAAAUAGUGGAUUAUUAUACAAAACUAGUAAUUCGUCCUGUAAAUCGGGCUAAUAGCGGACAAUACACGGUUUCGGCAAUAAACAGUUCUGGCAAAGACACUGCUACCAUUAACGUUGUAGUAACUGACAAACCAACUCCACCAAUUGGACCUCUUCAAGUUUCCGACGUACACAAAGACGGUUGCCAACUAAACUGGAAGAGACCAGAAGACGACGGUGGUACUCCUAUCGAGUACUAUUUGGUAGAGAAAUUCGAUGUGCAGAAAGGUAGUUGGAUACCGUGUGGUCGGUCCCCUGAUACUGCACUUGCGGUGAACAGCUUGACGCCGGGUAAGGAGUACAAAUUCCGCGUGACGGCAGUCAAUGCAGAAGGUGAAUCUGAGCCGUUAGUAGCAACAGAAUCGAUUAUCGCUAAAAAUCCUUACGAUGAACCCGGUAAACCGGGCAAUUUGGAAGUGACAGAUUGGGACAAGAACUUUGUCGAUCUUAAAUGGAUACCACCAAAGGAUGACGGUGGUUCACCCAUUACGGGAUACGUAGUGGAGGUGAAAGACAAAUCUGGAACGUGGGAGAAAGCUCUUACGGUGCCGGCUGGCCUAACUACGUGCACGAUUCCUAGCCUAAUGGAAGGCGAACCGUAUCAGUUCCAAGUGAGAGCCGUAAACGCUGCUGGGCCUGGAGAGGCAAGUGAUCCGACCCAAACUAUCGUUACCAAACCACGUAACUUAGCCCCUCAUAUUGACCGCACAAACCUGAACGAUAUCAAAAUUAAAGCAGGACAAACCAUAAGUUUCGAUAUCAAAGUUACUGGCGAACCUGUUCCGAAAACCAGAUGGGUUAAAAAUCAUAGGGACAUUCGGACGGGCGAUGGGGUUAAACAAACGCAUGUAGACUACAAUACCAAACUGAUAAUUCGUAAUGCUACCCGAGAAGACUCUGGAACUUAUACUCUAACAGCUGAAAACAUAAACGGAAAAGAUACCGCAUACGCUGAAGUAACUGUUCUCGACAAACCCAGCCCACCAGAAGGUCCAUUAAAGGUGUCCGACGUAACCGCAGAAGGUUGCAAACUCGCGUGGAAACCACCGGAAGACAACGGCGGUCAACCUAUUGAGAACUAUAUCGUAGAAAAAAUGGACGAAGCCACAGGACGUUGGGUGCCUGCUGGAGAGACCGAUGGACCAGAAACAAACUUUGACAUUAAAGAUUUAAUACCUGGACACAAAUACAAGUUUAGAGUAAAGGCUGUAAACAAACAAGGCAAAUCGGAUCCGUUGACUGCUAACCAAAGCAUUGAAGCUAAAAACCCAUUCGAUGCACCUAGUCGUCCGUCAAACCCUGUUGUCAAAGAUUUCGAUAGUGAUUUCGUUGAGCUUGAAUGGGACAAACCAAAAUCUGAUGGAGGAUCACCAAUCACAGGCUACAUCAUUGAAAAGAAGGACAAAUACAGCCCUAAUUGGGUCAAAGCGGCUGAAGUAGUCGAAGACAAAAAUAGUGGAAUUGUACCCGGUUUAACAGAAGGCAACCAAUACGAAUUCAGAGUACGCGCAGUAAAUAAAGCAGGUCCAGGAGAACCGAGUGAAGCGACUCCGACUCACACGGCAAGACUUAAAAAACUGGCUCCCCAUAUUGAUCGAAACACUCUUACGGAUAUCAAAGUUCGGGCUGGAAACAUGUUCGAAUUCGACGUUAAAGUUUCUGGAGAGCCUCCCCCAACAAAAGAAUGGUCGCUCAAGGGAGACGUGCUGCUAAAAACAGACAACAUAAGUAUAAGCAACCAAGACUAUUCGACAAAACUGAAAGUACUUGAUGCCAAACGAUCAGACGACGGAAUCUACAUUUUGGUGGCCAGAAAUAUUCACGGAAUGGAUAAGGCUCAAGUCAAAGUAACCGUAAUCGAUGUACCACAACCACCAGAGGGACCACUACAUCCUACUGACGUGACAAAGAACUCAUGUGUUCUCAAAUGGAAUCCACCAAAGGACGACGGUGGAUCGGAAAUAACGCAUUACACGGUUGAAAAAAUGGACGCUGACACUGCUAGAUGGGUCCCGGUAGGAGAAGCUGUUGGAACUUCAUUAAGAGCCGACCACUUGAUUGAAGGACACAACUACAACUUUAGAGUAAGGGCUGUCAAUAAAAUUGGUGAAUCCUUACCACUAAACACGUUCGAUGGUAUAACUGCUAAAGACCCGUAUGAAAAACCGGACAAACCGGGCACGCCAGUAGCCACGGAUUGGGGCAAGAGCUUUGUCGACCUUGAAUGGACACCACCAAAGAAAGAUGGUGGAUCUGAAAUAACGCAAUACGUCAUUGAGAAACGAGAAAAAUACGGACCAUGGGAGAAAGCCGCUACUGUGAACGGAAAGAAGACCAAGGCUUCGAUACCAGAUUUAAGCGAAGGUCAUGAAUACGAGUUCCGAGUUAUUGCCGUUAACAAAGGUGGCCCCGGUGAACCCAGUGAGCCAUCAGCCGUUAUCACGUGUAAACCAAAAUUCUUGGAACCGGUUAUUGACUCGACAUUCUUACCUGACCUCAUCGUACGGGCCGGUAACAAAAUCAAUUACACCGUUCCAAUCGAAGCGGCUCCUAGACCAUCGGUCAAAUGGAGCAUCAAUGAAUUGCAAGUGACCAAUAAUCCCAGGAUUGACAUUCAAAUUUACAACGCUCAGGUCAUAUUCGAAAUACCGUUCUCGCAACGCAGUGACACCGGACGAUACACGUUAACGUUGGAAAACGAUUUGGGAAAAUGUUCAGCGUCUGCUAAUGUCACCGUACUUGACCGUCCGUCACCACCUGUAGGUCCAUUGGAUGUCUCCAACGUUAGGAAAGACGGAUGUCGUCUGACGUGGAAACAACCGGUCGAUGACGGUGGAGCACCAAUUUUGCAUUACGUCAUCGAAAAAAUGGACAUUUCCAGAGGUACUUGGUCAGACGCCGGAAUGACGACUUCAUUAUUCCACGACGUGAUCAGAUUGAUCCACAAGCGAGAAUACUUAUUUAGGGUGAAAGCCGUAAAUAAUAUCGGCGAGUCGGAUGUACUCGAAACUGACAAAUCUACAAUAGCUCGUAACGAAUUCGAUGAACCAGAAGCACCAGAAAAGCCAGUUGUUACGGAUUGGGAUGAGAACUUCGUCGAACUCCAAUGGGAAAAGCCAAAGAAUGACGGUGGCAGCCCCGUUACAGACUACGUAGUACAGAAAAAAGAAAAGGGUAGUCCGUAUUGGGUUAAUGCUCUUACGGUGCCAGGCAGGGAAACUAAGGCCACCGUUCCCGAUUUGUUCAAGGGACAAGAAUACGAAUUCAGAAUUAUUGCUAACAACAAGGCUGGCCCUAGUCCGCCUAGUGAUCCAUCCGAUCCAGUUAUCGUUAAGCACAGACAUUUGAAACCCAAAAUUAAGACGCCGCUAAAGGACCUGUUUAUAAGAGCCGGUACAGUGUUACACGUCGACAUUGAUUUCGUCGGCGAACCGCCUCCAGAUGUAACAUGGACGCUUAAUGGUUCAGAACUUAAACCAGAUAACCGAACUACAAUCACGUCCAUUGGUUAUCAUACGAUCAUGAACAGAGUGAAUUCAAAACGAUCAGAUUCUGGAGUUUAUAACCUACUGUUGAAAAACGAUUCUGGUACUGAUGAAGGGUCGUUUAACGUUACCGUUUUGGAUCGGCCAGGACCGCCCGAUGGACCCUUGGCCUACGAAGAUAUUACCGCCGGCUCGGUUACUUUGUCUUGGAAACCUCCAAAAGACAAUGGCGGAAGUGAACUGACAGCUUACGUAAUUGAAAAACGAGAUCUAACACAUGGUGGUGGAUGGGUACCGGCUGUAACAUACAUUAACCCAGCAUUCACACAUGCUACCGUGCCAAGAUUGAUUGAAGGCACCCGGUAUGAGUUCAGAGUUCGCGCAGAAAAUUUACAAGGAAUGUCCGAACCACUCACAACACUUGAACCGAUCAUCGCUAAGAACCAAUUCGACGUUCCUGGUAAACCAAGCAAGCCUGAAGCAUUAGAUGUCGACCAAGAGCACAUCAAAAUCGUUUGGACUGCUCCAAUGAGCAACGGAGGUUCGCCAAUUGUUGGAUACGAUGUGGAAAGAAGGGAACGCUCUUCGGCCGGCCGGUGGGCUAAGAUAACCAGGUCUCCGGUUAAGCAAACCGAAUACGACGACACUCACGUGCACGAAGGCAAACAAUACGAAUACCGUGUUAGUGCUGUGAACGCCGCCGGUUCUGGAAAGCCUAGUGACAUUUCCGAUGUUUACACGGCAAAACUAACCAGAGAAAAACCAAAAUUGCACUUGGACGCUUUAAUGGGUGGUCGGUUGAAGGUAAGAGCCGGUGAACCGAUCAACAUAAGCAUACCUAUAUCAGGUGCACCGACACCCAACAUUGAAUGGACCAUAAACGGCGAAACACCACCCGUGACUAACCGUAUACUCUCCGUAACCGGAAGCAACUUGACCAAAUUAAGAGUGGACAAUUCGACGCGCAAAGAUGCUGGAAAGUACACAGUGACGGCUUCCAACUCGUCCGGUAAAGACUCGGCAGACAUAUACGUUUCAGUAGUCAGCUGUCCCACAGCACCCCAAGGACCAUUGCACUACGCUGGAACAACGCAUGACUCAGUCACGUUGGCUUGGAGAGCUCCUGAAGACGAUGGUGGUAAUGACGUUACAGGAUAUGUCGUUGAAAUAUCCGAAUUUGGGACAGACAGUUGGAAACCAAUACCCGGAUUUUGUCCUAAUACUACAUUUACAGCGAAGGGUCUACAUGAAGGAAAACGUUAUGUAUUCAGAGUGCGAGCAGAAAAUAUGUAUGGUUUGUCAGAACCACUAGAAGGUCUUCCCGUUGUCGCCAAAAGUCCAUUUGAUCCACCCGACGCUCCUGGACAACCAGAAGUCACUCAUUAUACUCCGAACAGCUGUAGUUUCUGCUGGACACCACCUUUAAAUAACGGUGGAAGACCAAUAACAGGUUACAUUGUUCAAAAACGUGAAAGAGGUGGCGACUGGGUGAAGUGCAACAAUUUCCCUACUUCGAACACUAGUUUUACUGCUCAAGACCUAAGAGAAGGUAAUCGCUACGAGUUCCGUGUGAUGGCAGUCAACGAAGCCGGUACCGGCAAACCUAGCAAACCCAGCAAUCCUAUGACGGCUAAAGAACAAAAGAAAGUACCAGAAGCUCCCGAGGCUCCAAAACCAGACAGAAUCACGAAAGAUAGCGUUGUACUAUCGUGGCGUCCACCAAGGUUUGACGGAGGGGCAAAAAUCAAAGAGUACGUGUUGGAACAGAAAAAUAAGGGGGAUUCCAAUUGGAAGGAAGUAGACUGCCCUACGAUUUACUCCACUUUAUGCACGGUCGGAAACUUAAAAGAAGGUGACGAAUAUCAAUGGCGAGUAAUGGCCGUGAAUGAAGAAGGCAGGUCAAAACCUAGCAGGCCUAGCGUCAACGUUCUCGUUGAAGAGCAAGCCAACAAACCCUGCUUGGAUUUGUCGAGCGUUAGAGAUAUCACGGUGAAGGCCGGAGAAGAUUUCUCAAUACAUAUACCGUACGUUGGAUUCCCUAAGCCUACCGCCGUUUGGUUUAACAACGAUCAGAACAUAGACGAUAGCGAUUCUAGAGUACACUCUCAAUUGACCGACAACUCCGUUAGCUUAGUAAUUAAAAAUUCUAAGCGAACAGACGCGGGUCAAUACAGAUUGCAACUUCGCAACCAGUCCGGAUUUGAUACGGCCACUCUGCACGUAAAAGUCUUAGACAGACCACAACCACCAGAACACUUGUACGCCGACGAAUUGAAUGGUGAUUCAUUGACCUUGUUCUGGCGUCCACCUGCGGACAAUGGAGGAGCAGCAAUUUCCAACUACAUUGUUGAAAAGAAAGAAUUAAAUUCUACUACUUGGCAAAAGGUAAGUAAUUAUGUUGCAUCACAACAGUGCAAAGUACGAAACCUUAUUGUGGGAAAAACUUAUCAAUUCCGCGUAAUGGCUGAAAAUAAAUAUGGAGUAUCUGAGCCGGCGAUCACCACUGAUCCAGUAACUGCUAGACAUCCAUUUGACGUACCCGGAGCCCCAGGAGCGCCAAGAGGCAUUGAUACUUCAGAAGAUUCGAUUACAAUACAAUGGACGAAACCCCGAAACGAUGGCGGAUCACCGGUUACUGGGUACAUGGUGGAGAAACGCCUUAUCAGUGAUGAUAAGUGGACUAAAGCUUCUCAUGCUAUAAUCCUUGACACAACAUUGAAAGUACACAACUUGAUUGAAAAUCACGAAUACGAGUUCAGAGUUGCAGCAUUGAACGCAGCUGGUCAAGGUCCAUGGAGUUCAUCUUCAGAUGCGAUUAGAUGUUGUGCACCAGCGUCUGCGCCAAAGAUAACUAGUGAUCUGAGCAUCAGAGACAUGACAGUAAUAGCCGGUGAAGAAUUUACAAUUACCGUUCCGUUUACUGGAAGCCCAUUGCCGAAACCGGUAUGGAGCAUAAACGGAGAAGAGAUCAUAUCUGAUUCGAGGAUUAAAUUUGAGACAUCACCUACAGAAACUGUUUUCAAAAAUAAAUGUGCUAAGAGAAAAACUGACACUGGUAGUUACACAAUACAUUUGAUCAAUAAUAUCGGUGCUGAUUCUGCAUCGUGUAAAGUACUUGUAGUCGAUAAACCAUUACCACCGCAAGGACCACUUGAGGUAUCCGACUUGACGCCAGAAGCUUGCUUGUUGUCUUGGAAACCACCAUUGGAUGACGGAGGCUCACCAAUCACUAACUACAUUGUAGAAAAGUACGAAGUUUCUUCAGGACUAUGGUCAAAACUCAGCAGUUUCGUCCGACCAUGCCAUUAUGACGUUAUAGGUCUAGAACCUAAUAGGAAGUACAACUUCCGAGUCAGAGCCGAAAAUCAGUACGGCGUGUCUGAACCGAUCGAAAUGGACUCCGUGAUCACGGCAAAGUUCCCAUUCACCGUGCCCGAUCCACCUGGUCAUCCACAAGUACUGGAAUCUGACGAAAUCAAGGCCACGUUAACGUGGGAACGACCUGUGCACGACGGUGGAGCCAAGAUCCAGGGUUACAAGGUUGAAUACAAGGACUUAACUGAAGGUGGCAACUGGAGGACGGCUAACGAUUACGUAGUAAAGGAACCGCUAUACGUCGUACACAAUCUGUUAAAUGAGCACGACUACGAGUUCCGUGUGUUGGCCAAGAACGCUGCUGGAUUUAGCAAACCUUCGGUGCCUACGUCUACGUUCCGUCUAAAGGGCAAAGCCAAGCCACCUUCCAAACCGGGCACGCCUAUUGUGCUCAAGGUGGGUAGAACUUAUGCCGACCUUAAGUGGGAACCACCCCUAUCAGAUGGCGGUAGCAAGAUAACCGGAUACUUGAUCGAAAAACGGCAGGUAGGCAGCAGUGCCGUGUGGGUUAAGUGCAAUGAUUAUUCUAUAUUUGACUGCAAUUUCACUGCGAUGAACCUCGUGGAAGGCGCUGACUACGAGUUCAGAGUGUACGCUCUAAACGCGGUUGGCAAAAGCGAACCUAGUUCGUGCACUACUCCUGUAAAGAUUUGGGAAUUCGAGGGUGGCGAGAAACCCGAUUUCAUAGUUCCGCUGACGAACAAAGUGGUUCAAUAUAGCAAACCAAUUACGUUAAAAUGCGAAGCCGUCGGCAAACCUACGCCAAGCGCUAAAUGGUUAAAAAACGGCCGAGAAAUCGCAUCUGGAAGUCGGUACAAGUGUGAGUCGAUCAACGGUGUUUUUAAAUUACACUUCCCUGAAGUUUCCGAAAUCGACGAUGGUGACUACACUUGUCAAGCCUACAAUUCUGUUGGAUUCGUUACGACAUCUUCUCGCGUUAAAAUAGGACACCCACCUAAAAUCGAACGUAUGCCAAAUGAGAUCAACGUUCCCGAGGGCCAAAACACCAAAAUCAAAGUAUUCUACAGUGGCGACCCGUUGGAAGACGUUGAUUUGGAAAAGAAUGGAACUGUUGUGCCAGAAAGCGACCGCAUUAAAUCGACAAUUUUCGACGAUUAUGUUAUUAUAUUCUUGAAGGAGGUAAAAAAGAACGAUGCUGCUAAUUAUACUGUAACUCUUAAAAACCCCAGUGGUAAUGCUUCGGGGACAUUUACCGUCAACAUAUCAGGAUUACCGGGACCCCCGAUCGGACCUCUGGCCGUAUCUGAAGUUACCAAACACACAUGUGCACUUUCAUGGCACGCGCCUAAAUUUGACGGAGGCUUAAAGAUCACAAACUACAUUGUAGAACGUAGAGACAUCAACUCCAACCAUUGGAUAUGCAUUUCGACCACGUGCAAAGACACCAACUUCCUCGUUCAAGGCUUAACCGAAGGAAAUGAAUACGUGUUUAGGGUAAUCGCUGUCAACGAUAACGGACUCAGUCCUCCGUUAGAAGGAGUUAAUCCAAUCAAAGCCAAAUCGCCAUAUGAUAAGCCAUCGCCGCCAGGAAUUCCCACCGUUACCGAAAUUGGCGGAGACUUUGUCAACCUUAGCUGGGACAGACCAUUGGACGAUGGAGGUUCGAGAAUUCAGGGAUAUCUGAUCGAUAAAAAGGAAAUCGACUCCGAAACAUGGCAGAGAGUGAACGCAUCACUUUGCGCUCCCACCCAGAUAAACAUUUCAAAUCUAAUAGAAGGCCGACAAUACAUGUUCCGCGUGUUCGCCCAAAACGAAGCCGGACUAAGUUUGCCCAGUCAAGCUUCUAACACCGUAACGAUCAAAGAUCCAUUGACCGCUCAACCACCAGAAAUUGUCAAACCACUGCGUAAGAUUCAAGCUGUUCAAAAUCAAAACGCUCAAUUCCAAUGCGUUAUCACUGGUGUACCUAAGCCCACAAUUACUUGGUACAAAGGUGCUCGAGAAAUUACUCCCAGUGCUCGUCACCACAUGUUCCAUGAAGGAGACACCUACACUCUUAUCAUUAACGGAGUCUAUGGUGCGGACUCUGAUGAGUACGUGUGCAGAGCAAGUAAUAAGGGUGGUAUAAAAUCAACUCGUGGAGAACUAUUGAUAAUGACACCACCGAAACUGAACGUUCCACCGAGGUUUAGAGACACUGCGUUCUUUGACAAAGGUGAAAACGUCGUUAUAAAAAUACCUUUCACCGGAUUUCCCAAGCCAAAAAUCACUUGGUACCGUGAAAACGAGGUGAUCGAAUCGGGAAGUCAUUUCGCCGUAGAAGUGUCAGAAAGACACGCAAUAUUAACUAUAAGAGACGUAAGCAAGUAUGACACUUCACCGUACCGCGUUCUAGCAGAGAACGACUUGGGCGUGGACAGUGCAAUCAUCAAGAUACAAAUUAGUGACCACCCCGAUCCACCGACCAAUUUAUCUAUCGAGGACAUUGGCCAAGACUCCCUGGUGCUAAGCUGGUCACCUCCAAUGUGGGAUGGUGGAUCCAACAUCACCAAUUAUCUAAUAGAAAAACGCGAGAUUCCAAUGAGCAGUUGGAUACGUGUGGGCAACACGCGAUUCACUUCGACUGCUGUGACCGGUUUGAGCCCCGGACACGAAUAUGAGUUUAGGGUGUACGCAGAAAACGUGUACGGCAGGAGCAAACCUAGCGACGUAUCAAUCAUGAUCAGAACCAAAGAGUUGUUGAAGAAACCGCCGAAAACUCAACGCUACGAAAUCGAUGAAAAUGGCAAAAAAGUACGAGGCAAAGCCGACGGACAUAUUAAAGACUACGAUCAAUAUGUGUUCGAUAUUUAUUCGAAGUACAUACCACAGCCAGUAGAUAUAAAAUCGCAGUCCGUCUACGACGACUAUGACAUCUUAGAGGAAAUCGGUACUGGAGCUUUCGGCGUGGUGCAUCGGUGCCGCGAACGCAAAACGGGCAACAUAUUUGCCGCCAAGUUCAUACCUAUAGCACACAACGUAGAAAGAGAACUCAUCAGGCGCGAGAUCGACAUCAUGAAUCAACUACACCAUCCCAAGUUGAUCAAUCUGCACGAUGCAUUUGAGGACGAGGACGAGAUGGUUUUGAUUUAUGAAUUUUUGUCCGGCGGUGAGCUAUUUGAGAGAAUUACUUCAGAGGGAUAUAGCAUGUCUGAGGCGGAAGUAAUUAACUACAUGAGACAGAUAUGCGAAGCCAUUAAACAUAUGCACGAGAAAAAUAUCAUUCACUUGGAUAUCAAGCCCGAAAACAUUAUGUGCCAGACCAAGAGGAGUUCAAACGUGAAAUUAAUCGACUUUGGUUUAGCCACCAAAUUGGACCCCAACGAAAUUGUCAAAAUAUCCACAGGAACGGCAGAGUUUGCUGCACCCGAAAUCGUUGAGAGGGAACCUGUGGGCUUCUACACGGAUAUGUGGGCCUGCGGUGUGCUUGCAUACGUUCUCCUAAGUGGUUUGUCUCCAUUUGCCGGCGAAAAUGAUGUGGAAACGCUGAAAAACGUCAAGGCGUGCGAUUGGGACUUUGACGAAGAGACGUUCGCCCAUAUUUCCGGCGAAGGAAAGGAUUUCAUAAGACGACUUUUGAUUAAAAACAAAGAAAAGAGAAUGACCGCCCACGAGUGUCUGAUGCAUCCGUGGUUGAUGGGAGACCAUUCAGACCGAACCAGUAUCAUCGAUAAAUCCAACUACAUCAAGAUGCGAGACCAGAUCCGACAGAAGUAUAAGGACUGGGAUUCAUACGCCCUUCCGCUGGGUAGAAUCGCCGAGUACAGCGCACUCAGGAAACUUAUGGUGGAGAAAUACAAAAUAUUCGAGACCUCAUUUGACCGACGACAAGCUGCGCCUCGUUUCGUCAUCAAACCGCAGAGCGCUUUCUGUUACGAAGGACAAAGUGUAAAGUUCACGUGCCGCGUAAUCGCCGUCGCCCAGCCCACACUGUCGUGGUACCACAACAAUGACGAGCUAAGACAAAGCGUCAAAUUUAUGAAACGAUACGCCGGAGACGAUUACACGUUCAUCAUCAACAGAGUGAAAUUGGACGACAGAGGCGAAUACAUAAUCAGAGCAGAAAACACUUACGGAUACAGAGAAGAAGUUGUGUUCCUCAACGUACAACCCAUGCCCAAAGCAGCUCCGACUUACAGGCCAGAAGUGACACAAGUCAGGAGACGCGAACCACUAACUCAAACGUAUUACAUAGAAGAGAAAGAGAGCGCGCCAAACUUCACGUUCUUGUUACGUCCUCGUGUUAUACAAAUACAUCAAACUUGCAAAUUGCUGUGCUGUCUCAGUGGAGCGCCCAUACCGACCAUACAAUGGUACAAGGGGUCGAAAGAACUGUCGAAACGCGAGUAUACCAUCACGCACACGGACGGAGUAAUCACAUUGGAAAUACUAGACUGCAAACCGGAAGAUUCGGGAAAAUACCGCUGUGUGGCCAUUAACAAGCACGGCACCGACGAAACCAGCUGUGUAGUGAUCGUAGAAGGUAGCGACCAAACUCAAGAACAGGCCGAAUUAUCGCAUAGCUUACUUCAUUCAGGAGACCGCAGGUAUCAUCAACAAAACCACCGGGACCCGCCAAAAGUGAUCACCACUCGUACGGCCAUCACGUCCAACGUACACGGCGACAGUUCAGUAUCUUCAAACAAAACGGUCGCCACAAACGUGUCAACUAAGAUUAGCGACACGACCUUUAGUUCUUCGGACAGAAAGAGCAUUAAAAAAUAUGGUAACAAAUUGGACGCCGUCGGCAGUCCCUCAAGAUCGCGCAGUUCAACCAAAGAAUUAAGAUUAUCGCCGGACGAAGCCAUGUGUCCACCGGACUUCUCGAGUCGCCUGGCCGACACGACGGUUAACGACGGUCAGUCUUUGGAGCUUGUUUGCAAAGUAACCGGUGACCCCGAGCCGCAAAUCACUUGGCUCAAAAACGGAAAGACCAUCAGUUCGUCGAACGUUCUGGACUUAAAGUAUCGAAACAGAGUGGCCACGUUGAAAAUCAACGAAGUAUUCCCCGAAGACGCCGGAGAGUACGUUUGCAAAGCGACCAACUCUUUGGGUACCAAAGAAACGUCUUGUAAACUAACAAUUAAAGCUGUAGAAAUAUCGAACAGUAAAAACAAAACCGAUUCUCCACCAGUGGUCGUCAGCCAUUUGACCUCGGCAGUGGUGACCGACGGCGACGGUAUAACACUACAAUGCCAGAUCAUCGGAUCAAAUAAAUUCGACGUGGUUUGGCUGCACAACUACAAAGAGAUAAAGCCCAGCAAAGAUUUUGAGUAUGGCAACGUAGCCAACGUUUACACUCUCAAGAUUGCCGAGGUCUUCCCCGAAGACUCUGGCACUUACACUUGCGAGGCGUUCAACGACGCCGGGGAGGCAUUUAGUAGUUGCACGAUUGUCGUUCUAACGCCCAACGAAAAACCCAAGGGAAUCACGUUCGACAAGUUCCCGAAAUCGGUUACCGCCCAAGAAAAAGAAAGUAUCGAAGUAGAUUGCGUUAUCGAAGGAAAACUUGACGAAGUUGUUUGGUACAAAGACGGUGUGCCCAUCGGCGACGACUCUACUAUCUAUCAGACGACAAAUGCCGGCAACAAGUACAAAAUCAAAAUCCUUAGAGCCGGACCCGACGACAUCGGCCAGUACGUAGUCGAAGCUAAAAAUGCAUCAGGCGAGCACGUUGCAGCAGCGUUCUCCGUCAACUUAUCCGUUUUGUCCGACUAACCAUUCAAGCGUGCAAUACUAGUUACUACAUGGAACAAUAAUUAAAAUCAAAACAAUCUCAAAUUUCCAGUUGUGACUGCAGACCACCGCGCAUAUAAUAUUAUAAUAAUAAGUUAAUUCGACGUGUCAUCGUGUUAAGUAAUUUUAAAUGUAUAUUACACUAAUUGUGUAUGUAUAGCGAACGUUAUUUUACGUUUAGAAUAUAACACAGUUAAUAAUUGUAAUAUUUUAAGUUAUAAUUAUUUAUUUUCUUCGCGUUUUAGAUACCAGAAUUAUCACUGUAUUCGAAUAACAUCGUGUUUAACAUAUUAUUUUGAUUACAUGACAAAAUAACUUGUAUCUCAUAAGUGUAUAGUCAUUAUUUUGUUUUUGCUUUUUGAAACUAAUUUAUAUCUACAAUCAAUUUUUUUAAAUAAAAAAAAAAAAAAUACUUAUCAAACUCACACUUAAACGAGGUACAAUUUAUUGGUAGCUCAACAAAUUAGAUUUAAGCAAGGUUUGUUAAAGUUAUAUCACCGACUAAUGUAUGUUUGUUUGAAUGAUUUAUAUCCACUGUUAUUAAACAUAUGUCAGAUGCCCAUUUCAUCCCUUCUUAUUUGUAUCGAAUAUUAUUUAUUGUUGUUUAUUUAUUCUAUAAAUUAAUUUAAAUCUACCUAUAGAACUCCGCUUAAUCAGGAGAUUUUUCUGCAGCUAUUAACUUUAUUAAUUCGUUAAGUUAUGUUGCAACAUAAGAAUUUAUUUGUUAGUUUUUAAUCGUUUAAUGUGCUCUAUUUAUUUUAGGUUAUAUUAAUUA